This is a messenger RNA of Saccharomycopsis crataegensis, 630 nucleotides long. RefSeq names its product Coa1p (gene COA1). The transcript has a single exon. Gene Ontology annotation, cellular component: mitochondrial inner membrane. The record is from RefSeq and is a predicted model, not a curated record. NCBI's taxonomy places the organism in Eukaryota, Fungi, Ascomycota, Saccharomycetes, Ascoideales, Saccharomycopsidaceae. Bases 1 to 630 code for a protein of 209 amino acids. Gene Ontology annotation, biological process: mitochondrial respiratory chain complex IV assembly.
AUGUUGAGAUCGAUCUUGAAAAGCCCUUUGGUGAGAUCCUCACCUAUGGCCAGAGGUGGUGUUGCUGCCGCCUUUCGCGCCCCAAUAACUGCCACCACAAAGGCACUUACCGCUCCCCCAGCAAGAUGGCAAUCAACAGCCGCUCCUGUUACUCAAAAUAUAUUCAGAGAAGACCACCAACAGAAGCAGGUCAAGAAGCCAAUGACCGUUAAUACCGAAUUACCAGACCCUUUGGCUGAAAAGCGCAAAGUGAGAUUACAGUUUUGCUGUUUUGUCAUCUGUGUGACCGUUGGGUUUUUCAUGAUUGUUAACUACGAGAAAUUUUCUUCUCCAAUUAUUGGAUCAACCAUGCAUUUCCUUAGAAGAUCCGAUAAAGUUAAAGAAGUUCUUGGAAAAAAUAUUGAUUUCACAUCAGCGUUCCCUUGGAUCAGUGGUGAAUUCAACCAAGUGAAGGGGAAAAUCGACAUUAGUUUUAAAAUUAAGGGCGAUAAUGGGAAAAUCGGAGUGGUCAAGCUCGUUGCCAAUAGACCAAACAAGAGUGUUCCUUUGACUAUUGAUGAAUGGUCGGUCACUGUUGAUGAUGUCAAAUACGACCUUAUCGACGACGACUCUGCUGAACUUGUCAAUUGA